AUGUCGCGAAACUUUUACCAGGAUGCAGAUGCCAAGGCGCAGGCACCGCUGGUGCCAGACGUGGCCACUCCCACGGAUCUAUCGACCACGACGCUGUCAACUGGGAACCAGAUCUACGAUUCCGAGGCUCUACACAACUGGUUUGGCCACUGGAGAGGGUUCGCGGUGAACAAAUACCACGUCUACAAGGCGGAAUGGGAGACGCAGAAGAGUGCGGCGGCGAACGAGUGGCAGAGUGCCAAAGAUUACUCUGCGAAGAACAUAGCCACGGAUAGAUACGAAACCGAGGAAUUGAUGGUUCCAGCCGGCAUACUUGCCUUGGGAGCGUUCUUCACCGGCCGUGUGCUCACCAACCGCCGCAACUGGCAGCGAGUGGGCGGGGCGCGCAUUUUGACUAGUUUCCCAAGCCGAUUGGUGGUUCCUUGGGCGCUCGCGGCCACAGUGGUGUCACAGUUGUUGCCAGCGACGUGGUCGAACGCGGUGCGGGCAUUGGAGCGAGACGUGUUGCCCGAGCCCUGGGUUCACCAGUACCACGCGGCCUGGGAGCACCUGCACUCGCGCGGGUUCCGCACCAGGUGGGACGAUGUGGAACGCACCGUGGAUGCGUCCUUACAACGGGGCAUUCGUGGCGUGCGGGAGUACGUAGUGGAGCAAAUGGGGUGGUAG
Molecule: messenger RNA, 666 nt
Organism: Lachancea dasiensis
Lineage: Eukaryota; Fungi; Ascomycota; Saccharomycetes; Saccharomycetales; Saccharomycetaceae
Source: the annotation of a GenBank genome assembly